CUAGAAGUGCCGGGGGCGUGGCUUCUGGGAGGCGUGGCGCGGGUGCCAAGGGGCGAGGCCUUGAUGGACAGUAGCCAGUCGCAGCUCCUGGGAAGCUAACUUGCGGGUGGCACUUGUUAAGGACUGUUGGACAAACGGAGAAACGUCCAGGUUUUAGGCUCCUGAGCUGUUUAGUCAUUGCUGAGUGUUCCAAGCUAAAGAUGACAGUGAUGAGUCACCUGAGAGUGAGUCUACAAGUCUCUUCGUGCACGCUGCUGUGGAGACGGUUCCGGGUUCCGAGGUUGGUGCCACUGAGGUCCUGCAGUCUGUAUACCUGCACAUACAGAACCAGGAAUCGAGCCUUACCUCCACUCUGGGAGAACUUGGACCUUGUUCCUGCUGGUGAUCGGCAGUCACCCAUCAACAUCCGAUGGAGGGACAGUGUUUAUGACCCUGGCUUAAAACCACUCACCAUUUCUUAUGACCCAGCCACCUGCCUCCACAUCUGGAACAAUGGGUACUCCUUUCUUGUGGAAUUUGAAGAUACUACAGAUAAAUCAGUAAUUGAGGGAGGACCCCUGGAACAUAACUACCGACUGAAGCAGUUUCAUUUUCACUGGGGGGCCAUCGACGCUUGGGGCUCCGAGCACACUGUGGACAGCAAAUGCUACCCAGCAGAGCUGCACUUGGUACAUUGGAAUGCAGUCAAAUUUGAAAGUUUUGAGGAUGCAGCACUGGAAGAAAAUGGCUUGGCUGUGAUAGGUGUAUUUUUAAAGCUAGGUAAACAUCAUAAAGAACUGCAGAAAUUGGUGGACACUUUGCCAUCAAUUAAGCACAAGGAUACCCUGGUGAAAUUUGGAUCAUUUGACCCUUCCUGUCUGAUGCCUACUUGCCCAGAUUACUGGACCUAUUCUGGAUCUCUCACUACGCCUCCCCUCUCAGAGUCUGUUACCUGGAUCAUUAAGAAGCAGCCAGUUGAGGUCGACCAUGAUCAGCUUGAACAGUUUCGGACCCUGCUUUUCACAUCUGAGGGAGAGAAAGAGAAAAGAAUGGUGGACAACUUCCGCCCACUUCAACCUCUGAUGAAUCGCACUGUCCGUUCAUCCUUCCGCCAUGACUAUGUGCUCAAUAUACAAGUGAAGCCCGAGCCGACUGCCAGCGAAGUCUCCCCCUAAGACAGCAUAUUUAGGCAGCAUCUUGUUUUAAUGCAUAUUAGCUUAAAAUUUCAACUAGAUGAUUUUAAAACGGCAUUUAAUAAUACUUAUAUGUAUACAUUUCUGGUUUUUUUUCUUCUAAUUUUUUGUAAAAACAUUUCAAAAUUCCUCUUCUUAUAAAGCAAAGACAAAGAGACAAAACAAGAAAAACAAAAACCUGUAACAAAACAACAUCAAAUUACCUAAGGUCACCCUUUCUCAUGACAGGAUUAAGGCAGAGGAAUCUUCAUUAACAGUUAAAUCUCUUGAAUCUAUUUCUCAGAAAGUCAGAUGAACAGUUUAGUUUCCCCUUGGUUAAAUGGAAGCUUAGUGUGAGUGUCUGAUCUUGAUUUUUCUGUUUGGGCCUAAUUCAGGAUCUUAACCCACAAGGAGAGGUUCUUGGGAAUUUUACUUAACAAUAACUCCCUUUUGCUCAAACUGUAAAUUGUCUCAUCUUUCAGUGUUAGUCCCACUCUUAGGAGGCGAAUGGCUUUCAAAGGUUAGGCAUACACUUACUGGUUUUAAUUUGUGUCUUUUUUUUGUUUUUUUUUUUUGUUUUUUAAAGAUAAGGUCAUACUAUUUAGCCCUGACUAUCCUGGAAAUCACUAUGCAAACCAGUCCAGACUUGAACUCACAGAGGUCUGUCUGUCUUUGCCUCCUAAGUGCUGGGAUUAAAGGCUUGUGCCACCACAGCCAGCUUUCAUUUGUCUUAUCAAAUAUAUUUGCUCUUUGACUUAUGAUACUGUCAUUGGAAUAUUAACAGAUCAUGCAAGGUGUGCUUAUAGCAACCUGUUGGUAAUUGUGUUGUGUUUUUAUACCUGACAUUGUGUGUCUGUGUGUGUGUGUGUGUGUGUGUGUGUGUGUGUGUAUGAGAGAGAGAGAGAGAGAGAGAGAGAGAGAGAGAGAGAGAGAGAGAGUGAGUUCUGAGACAGUGUCCCACUCUGUAGUCCAGGCUGGCCUGGAACUCAUAGUAAUCCUUGUGCUUCAGUCUCCCCAGCAUGAGGAGUACAGGUACCAGGUCCCACACUCUACUAGUAUACUUGACACAUUUGGCUAUCAUUUUUAUUUGGGAAACAAGGGAUCCUUUAGCUCAGAUUGUACUAGAAUGUGCUAUGUAGCAGAAGCUGGUCUGAAACUUCAGAUUCUCCGGCCUCCACCUCCCAACUACUAGGAUUACAAGUGCGCGCCACUCCACUCAGCUUUCUCUGUCUUCUAGUGUCUAUAGUUGUAUAGAAUUAUAAGUAGGGAUUAUAGUCAAGAUGCUAACAGCUCCCAAUGGUAUUGCUACUGGCCACACAAAGCCUAGGCUUCUCAGAAAACAUUUGUAUGGGCCCAGCCUGGCAAGCCCUAGCUGAACAUUGGUCAUAGUUUGAGGUACAUUUUGUUUGAAAACUUGGCUGUGAGUUUUUGGAUUUAGAUUUCUCAGUGAGUAUGUCUGUACUAAUAAUCUUUAGUUGUUAUUACUAGCAUAUGAUAUGCCUAAUUAUUAUCGAUUCAGUAUAUAGAAAAUACUUUUUGUAAUCAUGGGCUAGCUCAGUGGGUAAAGACACUUGUCAUGUAAACCUAGUGAUCUAAGCUUGAUCCCCAGAGCUCUCGUAAAGGUGGAAGAAAAAAAAAACUAACCCCACAAAAUUGCUGUCUGACCAAGCAUGUUUUAUUGCUUACACACAACACCAUACACAUUAUAAAUGCACACAAUAAUAAAUAAAACUUUAAAAGAAUAAAAAAGAUAUAUUUUGUAAUCACAA
Rattus norvegicus (Norway rat) is the source of this 2920-nucleotide messenger RNA. The record is from RefSeq and is a predicted model, not a curated record. Lineage: Eukaryota; Metazoa; Chordata; Mammalia; Rodentia; Muridae.